Aspergillus viridinutans is the source of this 9534-nucleotide messenger RNA. RefSeq lists its product as uncharacterized. The record is from RefSeq and is a predicted model, not a curated record. NCBI's taxonomy places the organism in Eukaryota, Fungi, Ascomycota, Eurotiomycetes, Eurotiales, Aspergillaceae. The coding region runs from base 1 to 9534 and encodes 3177 amino acids. The transcript has 4 exons.
AUGGCUACUGAUCCGCGUACCCUUCUUCAUGUCGUGUACGCAGGACGCGGCGAUGCCCUCAUACUUGAGUACACAACAGAACCCGGUGGGCAGCGGCGCUUUGUCUUGGUCGACGGGGGUCCUCGGACAGCUGGCCCGCCGACUUACACACCGAAACCCUACUACAAAUAUCUCUUCCACGCCCUAAAGGAUGUUUGGAGCAAGCGAAAUUCCGGCGAGAUUAUCGACGUGGACGCCAUGUUCUGCUCUCAUCCGCACGAAGAUCAUAUUGACGGGCUGAUCCAGCUUCUGGAUAGUAUGAAUGAUGAAGCCAGUCUUUUGAUGUUCAACGGGCCGUUCGUGCUUCCCAACGUGACCACAAGUAAGACGGAGGAGUUGGACGACGUUUUCAAGAAGGUAUCCUUCGUUCGGAUGGACCAGGGCUGGACCGAUACCACAGUCCCGGGAAUCGGCGUUGACUAUCCUGACCGCAAAGAGCUAUUGGUGUAUGAACGGGGGAAGAGGUUGCCCGGCAUCAUUGACAAGGAUCGUGUCAAUCUUUCAAGUAUUUUGAUGUCGACGGAUCCAGACGCCACAAGAGGCGCGGGGCGAGUCUACUUCACGGGCGACAAUGUCGGUCAUAUUAUCGAGCGAUAUGUUGGACCUCCUCCCACUGGCACACCUUUGCAAACUUUUUCCAUCUACAAGAUUCAACACCACGGCAGCAAGAAUAACUCAGAAAUCCAUGCAGUGUCAAGAGAUGUCGGGACAGAGGUUGAGCGCGAGGGUGCUGUUUUGUACAUCCUCACCCAUUACGUUGCCGUCAUGGAAGGGACAUCAAGCACUGCAUCACUGCGAAAGUUCAUACCUCCGGAUUCGCUACUGUGCCUCGGAGACUAUAUGAAAACACAACUCGGGACCCUGGCAGACGUCAAAAAAUACCUCGGAGUGCUCGUCAGCCGCCAAGAUCGCUACAAGGCUAGUAUCAUGGCCCAGUCUGUGCCGGCCACCUUAAGCCCUGAUCACGGAGGUCCCUUUCCAGCAGACAUGAAAAUAACACCAAAUAAGCUGAUGCUCAAGGCCACAUCUUACUUUAACCGUCUCUCUGAUUCCGACGGAAGAUUUGAUCUUUUCUACGACGUCACAGCACCCCACCGAAGGCAGGAGCCCUGGUGGGUCAGUUGGCAGGAGCCCGAGGACUUUUGCCCUGAGUUUUACAUCCUCCUUCCCAUACCCGGUAUUCGGCAAUUCUACAGCUCCUUUCAAGCCGACUGCUACGUUAUUAGUGCCAAUGAAACCUAUCGGCACCCGUCAGCAGCUACGCUGAUUGGAUUGGGCAUGGCAGUCAUGGACCAGCAUCGGAUGGACCAGCGUCGAGCGGCCCGAGUUUACUUGACAGAGGGCCAGACAGUCGACUCGUCGGACAUUGUUGAUCUCUGCGUGGCUGCAACAGGCGGUAUCACGGCGAAUCAAUUGUUCGACCAAAAAUUGCUUAGUAUCUGGUACAGGAGUUCUGGAUACUACUUUACGCUGGACGGCAGUGGAUCACCACCUGCUAGUAAAGAUCGUGAGAUCACAAAACGCACAACACAGCUCAGCUUUCCAACCGACACGCUCACAAGAGGCAGUCUCCAGAACCAGCUGGAAGAGGACACGACAGUCCUGCCGCUGCGGACAACCAUUUCAAAUGCCAGCGAGGUUAGGUACACCGUCUACUGUCCCGUUGGCGCGACGAACUGGUAUCUCGACCUUCUGUCCGGACAGCCUCAAGUCUCGAGCACGGUGAAUGCCGUCACGUACGUCUAUGACUCCACAGAUCGAUGGCCUGACCCGGCACCUGGCGCGAAUAGCUCCACCGUUUAUAUCGUGCAGACCACGACCGGUCCGUCGGCUGCCUCUUUUCCUUGGAAGUUUCAGGUCGGGAGCAGAUCCGGCCGACUCCAGGACAACAAUCUCGCUUGGCAGCUAAUAUGGGAACGCCCAGUGACUGGGGGUUCUGGAUCUGAGAAGGCUGCAUUUUACGUCGACAAAACCACCAAUGCUGUUGGCUCGCGCACAUACCAAGACCCUCCGCCUAUGGGUUUUGAUGCCAUUCGAUUCCAUUUCACGAUCGUCUCUCCCGUCGGGGUCAGUCCAAAGUUAAGAAUGCAGCCUCAUGGGGCUGCUUUGCCUACGCUGAAGGAUUACUACACCGCCAUCGGCCUCUUGAUGCCACCAACGAUCUCAUGUGGAGAUGCUCUUCGAGCUCUACUGGGGGCCAGUAUCCUGGGGCAGCUUGAUCUCAGCCUAAACUUCGAGAUUGCGGUUCUUGGCUGGUCGGUGGAUCCGCAGAAGUCCAGUGUUGAUUUCGACGAUGAAAAGAUUUCAACGACGGUGCACGCCGUUGGUCUGGGCUUCUCGCUUCCGCCAGGCACAACCAUUCCGUUCGAUAAUGUCCAUCUCAAGGUGCUCUCGGUGAUGCUGACAAUCGAUUGGCCCGAUGAUACCACCAAUCCAGGGACUCCGCUGAAGCUGGAUCUGGUUGUUGACGCAGAGCGAUCCGUCAGACUUUCAUGCAACCCAAGGCUCAACAACGUUGACCGGGUGACGACCAUGAGGGAGUGCCUCCUCGGCAUGGGGGUCACGGCCGACGAAUUGAGCACAUUAAGAGUACCAAAGCUGUUGGGCUUUCUCAUCAACAACCCUAACACCGUUGUCGAAGCCCUCCUCAAUGCUAUUCCAUCUUUCCUUGUGAAUGCCGGGCUUCCUCUUCUGAAACCGGACCUGGACAACAGCACUGUGGAUGCGUUCUGGGAUCCCCUGGGCAAGAUCAUCAUUCGUCGUGCCGAUAUCAUCUGCCAGGUGGCUGGGGUUUCCGGAUGGGCCUCGCAAAGUAUUGCCGGCAUCGCACUCACAAUGGGAGACAUCACCAUCACGGCCACCGAUAUUCUUACCCCCAAUCAGCAACUGUCCUUCACCGGGUCGGCCAGUUUUACUCAUGUUGCUGACACGGAAGGGAUCACGCUUGGCUUCUCAUGUGUGUUGGGCUCCGAUGCGAGCGACCUCGUCUUCUCCAUCUCCGGCACAGAGGCCGUUUCUGCUCUCCCUACUCUCCUCCCAGGCGUUCCGAAUUUGACCCAGUUGAAGACGCCUUUCAGCGCCUCCAGUCUCGGUCAGAUGACAUCCUCAAUGAUCGGUUUCUCGAUCAAGCAACCCGUCAAUAGUAUUCCAACUUAUGAUCUGGCAAGCCUCUUCGUGGUGGUUAGCCUUGAUGAUUGGAAAGCAUUCCUGCCCUCGUCCUUUCCCAUUGGCGGUAUCGACAACGACAGUGUCAUAAUUCGCGUCCUGGUCAUGGAACCGCGCAACGUAGACACCAUGCUCGUGGCGGUAAACAUCGACUGUGCUAUACACCUCAGCAGUCCGCUGCCUCCUGUGCUCAACGUCAAGUUUGCCGCCGAUCCGUUGGUCACCGCUGGAGCAUACGAAUUUCGGCUUACUGUGGGAGCUCCACCCAUCACAGACCUAGGAGCCACAACUGGGUUGACGUUGGCGAAUGUGUGCCAGGCGAUCGGGAUGGCUGAUGUCUCCUCUGGUAUCGGAAAUUCAAUCCCUGUACUCGGCCAGGUCCUCACCGCGAUCCAAGUGGUCGAGCUAUCAGUGGCGGUUUUGCAGCAGACGAGCGCUUCAACCACCAAGUACACCUUUGGUGAUUGGAGACUUAGCCUCUAUGUUGACAGCUUCGUCAUCGUCCCGAAGGUUCUGACGAUAUCGCAGGCGAGCAUGGACAUGCACAACAUCAAUGGCCUCUUCUCGUGUGAGGUGAAUGGGUCGGUGGUGCUUACAUCGGCCAAUGCGGCGACGCAAGUAGACGUUGUCUUCAAGCCGCCGACGCAGGGCGCCGCAGGCCAAAUUCGCAUUGACGCACCCAGGGGUCUGUCGAUUGCAAACAUCAUGGAUGCUUUCGGCCUUCCUGACUUGACCUCGGUUCCCGUCGUUGGCACCAUCAUCAGCGUUGCCGUUAAUUCGGUGCACUGCACUCUUGGGUAUCCUGAGAACGCCACGGACAUUGCUUGCCUCGGGGCGACGAUUGAGCUGCGCUUCGACAGCCUGGAUCCUGGGAUCCUCAGUCUCGCGGCCCUCACGCUUUCUGUCGAAUACCAUGAACCCAACGAUCCUCUUGGCCCGGGUUACGAGCAAAAGGCUUUCUCCGUCCGUGCGCUUCUGGCUGAUGGGACAUCUGCUGCGACGGUGUCCUAUGAUAGCCACGCUGGCACCUUGUCUGCGACUCUGGUUCAGGUUCAGACGGUCAGUGUGACACAGCUGCUGCAAAAGAUACUUCCCUCAAUGGUCGCCAAUGUAUUGUCUGGGUUGAUAGGUAACAUGAAGUUCGACCACGUUGAUCUUGUGCUUGAUACUGCAAACGAGAAUAUCAAGUCCUUCAGCAUUGCCCUGACUAGCGACGAGACUCUAGCCGUUGGAAAUCUGACCCUUACAUCACUGAACGUCGUCUACGCAGCUGCGACUACUGGUUCCCCAGCUACACCUGCUACACUAGUUGUCCAAGGUGUUUUUCAAAAGGACACAGUGGGAGCUGUUAUCUCCAUCUCCUGCACCUCGAACGAUGCAGCGUCCCCUCCCGUCAAUUCGGCAGUUAACGUCGCCUUCUCGGUCACUGCGUUGACACCGACUAGCCUGCCACUAUCUGGCUUUAUCGGACUUCUCGGAAUACCGCUCCCAACCUACACGCCUCCAGUAGGGUGUCCCACGUUCGAUGGCCUACAAGUGACAGACAUCAGCGGGGAAAUCUCCGUGACGACUGUGUCAACCUCGUCGACGGUAACAGGGACGAGCCUCGAGAUUGUCAGUCUGAAUGCCAGCGUGGUUACGCUUCCAGGCAGCGGCAUUGGCAUACUUCCUACCCUCGGGAUUCAGCUUACCCAGAUGAGGUUGAACAUCUCAUAUGCAAACAAACUAACAUCUGGCAGCAUCAGCGGCUAUCUCCCUAUUAGCGGAAUUGGUGGUAUAUGGGUGCUGUUUGCGAUACAAGGUGGGCAAGAGCUGUAUGCCGCAGAUCUCAACCUGGGUUCGCAACAACAGAUGGACGCCACGGACAUCUACCACACCUUCUUGAACGUCGACGAGUGGACAAUACCCGCUGAUCUGAACAUACCCUCUGCCCUACCCUUGGUAGAUCUUCAUGCAAGGGUUAUCCGCGGUGUGUCUAUUGACGUUUGGGGCUUUGGCACGACAGGACCCGCCGGAUGGGAAGUUGCUGCCUCUGGAGUGAAGCUGACCACGGCCUCCCUUGGUGGCAGGAUACGCAUACUGGAACCUCCGAAACCGACGGCACCCGGCGUUUCUUUGGCUUCAACUGUCCCCGCCCCAAAACAGAGAGAGUAUUAUGUGUACAUCAUUGGUACAGCAUCCUUCACCGGCUUCAGUGGGGCUAAUGCGGCCGAGGCAAGGCUAAACAUUAAACCUGAUGACGGCGUCACCUUCACUGCCGGUGUCAACAAGACAGCCACCGGAUCGGACCUCAAUACACUCUCUCAAGAGCUGGAUGCCAGUCCAGACUCAAACUGGAGCAGUAUUAUUCCGAAGACCACAACCAGCAUAUCACUCGACCAAGACGGGAUAUAUGUCUAUGCCAACCUCACCAAGGGCAAGACCACCUUUGCACUUUACGGGAGUGUGACAGGGAUUGGAUCUUUACUGCUCCUCGGGAGACCUAACAUGACACCAGGAAGCACCGGACGGUCGUAUUUCGUCUCACUUGUCAUCCAAGACCUCGGUGCUAUAUGGCCUAGCUUUUCAAACAUCAUGGGACUUUUCGACUUCAGCAUGUUGACGGCCGAAAUAAUGGCGUAUGACGGAACUGUGGACGACAUGUAUACAGACCUCAAGAAUCUACCCAUCGAUUUCGCCGCUAGCGAUGUGGUUGUGCCCGAUGCAUCGACAGUCAUAGCGCCGAUGUUGGCCGAGUAUGGCGGGACAAAGCUCGGUAACGCCGCCCUCUUCUCCGGAACGCUGAGUCUUACGGGCAGGUCUCCAAAGCCAAUGACAGGUGGCUUUGCCAUGGCUUCGGAUCCGUCUUCGACGGGAACGGUUACCCUCUGGGCCCAUGUACCGGAAAACCCUAGUACUGGGGUCUUUGGAAUGAUCAUGAAAGAUGUCGCAUUACUGGGCGGUGCGAUCGUCGUCAACGGCUUUGGGCAGUACACUGAGAAGCGGCUCACUAUCAGUGCCGCAAGCCUCGUCCUGAAGAUUCCUGGCAUGGCAGACACGCUGGACUUCCAGGUGGAGCUGACCGUCACUCCUGAAGAGACUAACUUCAAUGUCUCGACCUCCAAGCUGACCCUCCCCAGCCCGUUUGGUGAUAUGUUCAGUGUCACUUUCCAGACACUUGGAAUUGCUGGAAACAUUGUUCAAGUGAAAGGAAAGACUGUGCCGACUUACACCCUUUCGACGACCUCGGUCUUGUUGGGAGGUAAGCCUACUGGUCUGGGUGGGAGCAUCAUCUUCCCGGGAGGCAAACCUCAAAUCGCUGUUCUCGACGCCAUGAACAUGAACAUUCUCGACAUCUUCACAAAGAUCAUCCAGUACAGUCCGGUGACGGGGUCGACGCCAGGCUCCUGGCCAGUAUUGUACAACCCCUUCACGGUGAAGAACGCAGUGAUUUAUUACAACAGUGGCGCCGCAUACGCUUCAAAGGCCGUGACGUACCAACCAAGCUAUAACGUCCACGCAGAACUGUCGAUGUUUGGGGUGGAAUUCUCUCUCGACAUCAACAUUCCCAGCCGAGCUGGUAUCAAGGUGACCGGUACCUACAUCGGGACUAUUGACUUGAAAUUUGUGCAGCUGGGACCAUAUCCGCCCAGCUCUCCGACAACUAAAGGGCCGACUUUGACCAUCGACACAACGGCAAAAGCUACGUUGUACCAGUAUGAAUCCGCCGUAUCGUUCUUCGGGCUCGAAGGGCUAGGUAUCACCCUGCAAUACACCAAGGACGGCCAAGAGGAUCUGUACUCAGGGGAUCUCAAGUACGAUAGAACCAUUCUCGGGGUCGCCAACCCAAGCAUAUCCGUUUCCUACAACAGCACGACGGACCAGUGGUCUUUUGGACCCUGGGAUAUCAUACAGGACAUCAGUAAUGCCGUCGAUAUCAUCAAGGAGAUCCUCAAGCAGUCCGAAACCCAAUCUUGUGGCUCGCUAGUGGGCUUAGCCCUUGACAACGUGACAAUCAAGGUCAGCCCCAAGCUCACGCUCACGAGUGGGACCGACACAAGCCGCACUGCGCUGGCAGGGACGCCAUACCUGAAGAUCUCCUUCGAUGUCACCUUCUCCCUGACCGUUGCGAAGAAGGAGAUUUUUUCAAUUCCACUUCCAAACGAUCACCUCAUACCUCCACAGAAGAUGAGAGUGGCUGACUUCAACACAACGUCCCUGGAGAGCUUUGUCCUCAGUGUCUUUGUACAGUUUGCAAAGAACUUGGCUUUUGCCGUGCUGGAGAACCCUUCUGCGCUCGGAGCUCUGAUAGCGCAAAUGGUAAUUUCCGAGUUUGGCGAGGAGCUCGUUACGAACCUACUCUGCCGCGGAUGCGAUAAUCCAGACCUGGAGACAACGGCCAAGAACUGGGCCGACAAGAAUCACUCUGACGGGGAAGACAGUGGAGGGCAGUCCCAGGAUAAGUUCGACGGAGUAGCGAGUGCCGAAGCCAUUGAUGCUGCUGCCGACUUAUUCGCAGCGGGAUCGGCGCUACUCGCGACUACCCUAGGUAUCCUUGGAACGCUCGCGGCACUAAUUGACAAGAUUGCCAAGAUAUUUGGCAUCGACGCUGGGCUGGAACAAAAGUUGUCUGACCUUCAGAAUAAGGUUGACAAGCUCCAGGCCGAAAAAUCAGCGGCUAAUGCCCUUCUCAACAAGGCUCUAGAUAUGGGUGGAAUUCCCAACCUGAAAUGGGCCUCGGUGACAAGGCUCGAGGAUGCCGCACCCCAGACGAGCGUUGCCAUUGACUGGAGUAAGGCAGUCCCGAAUAGCAAGGCCGCGAGUUGGUACAAGGGCUUCAAUGGCUUUCAGUGGAUCGUUUCCGCCAACACGACCGGAGGCAUCAGCGAUCCAGGGGUGACUUACACGGAGACGGAUUCUACGAAGCGGGCAACCACGCUCCAAGAUGCUGAGUUUGCAUACUCAUCGACCGUCUAUGUCUGGGCCACCGCUCGGUACGGCGAUUUCCACUCUGAUACUACGCCGCCAGCGGCGACUAUCACCCACAUUCCAUACCUUCGGCCACCGACGCUCACCUUGACCUCCACGGCAACUGGUCUGACAGUGCAGUUUUCGGGGCAGGUUAACCCUCCGGCCCAGGAGUCAUACAUGCUACAGAUUGCAGGGACCGAUGUUGCUUCGAGGAGUUUGAUCCUUUUUGAGCAGACCUUGCCCAAGUCGCCCUCGGACGGCGUUAAUAUCCGUUGGGACCAGCUUACGCCGACAUCGCCGAUGCCAGCUUCGAUCACGGCGUACAUCCAAGCAGUCUCUAGCGAUUCUUCAAAGGCGCAUGACUCGAUCUUCGUCGCUUCUAGCACCUCUUUCAACCUGCUUGCCCCGCCCACAGGCCUCACCGUCAAGCCAGACGAGAAUGACACCAACAUCACUGUGUCCUGGAACCAACCGGGCGCCAUGCCCACUGCGCCGGACUACGACCUGGAGGUCCGAGACCGGAACAAUGUCCUCAUCGAGCCUGUCACCAUAACACCCGGGACCUCACCGGACGGGAAGCGCUCCACUCAGAUCUCCUCAAUCAAGUUCACAGCCGGGGAAUCUAUCGCCGUCGCUGUACGCGCCCACGUGCCCAGCACAGCACCCCAAGGCACGAUCAGCAUCUUCACCCUCCCCGUGACGAGCGUCAUCCAGCCCUCCGCAAUCCCCGUCAUUGACUCCAGCAACACAUAUUGGGACAUCCCCUCCAAGACCCUCCAUCUCGUCGUCGGCUUCGCGGCCGAUAUUCUGUCAUCGAGCACGUUCCAAGUGCGGCCGGAUGACCUCACUCGCCCGCCUCUCACGGUCUCCUCAUCGACGAUAACCAAGAGGAGCGCGUCACUGGUGGUGACGGAGGUGCCCAGCAACCCGUGGCCAAAGGCAAUCCUCGUUGCGGCAACUGUUUCUGCAGGCGAAACCGGUCCCUACAGUGCGCCUUGGACUUUUCCCGCCGCAGCGGCGGGUGGUAUAGCGGCUCCAUACCCUGCGGUACAGUUCUCGUCUAUUGGGCCACCAACGAUGACUGUGUAUUGGGACCUCGUUCCAAACGCGCAGUGGACUACGUUGUCACUCAUCUACCAGGCUCCCGGUCCUAUCUGGCCUCCCCACAUUGUCACGCAAAGGGUCGAUUCUCCCAAGAGUGCAUAUACGUUUGCCUUGAAGGCUCUUUUUGAUGAAUCGAAGGGGGCGCAGACAGGAUCGAGCGGGUCUAUGACGGUGGCGGAGGCGGCCCCGUGGGGCUGGAGGUUCUCUCUGAGCAUGGAGAGCUGCGCGAAUGGUAUCCGGGGAGGUGGCGUAAUGUUAUGGAGGCCAGGUCCAUAA